Mollisia scopiformis is the source of this 1637-nucleotide messenger RNA. Its product is annotated as putative NADP-specific glutamate dehydrogenase. Lineage: Eukaryota; Fungi; Ascomycota; Leotiomycetes; Helotiales; Mollisiaceae. Gene Ontology annotation, molecular function: L-glutamate dehydrogenase (NADP+) activity. The record is from RefSeq and is a predicted model, not a curated record. Gene Ontology annotation, cellular component: cytosol. The transcript has 4 exons. The coding region runs from base 117 to 1469 and encodes 450 amino acids.
CCACGAGAGAUAAAAGCUCCCUCGUCCUCGAAGACCAGAGCUUCUCUCAACAUCAACACUUCGCCACUUGAACUUCUGUUGAACAUACCCAAUCCUCCCUCCAUAUCCAAAUCAUCAUGUCUAACCUUCCUUCUGAGCCCGAGUUCGAGCAAGCUUACAAAGAACUCGUCUCCACUCUCGAACACAGCACCCUCUUCGAACAAUACCCUGAAUACAAAACCGCCCUGAAAGUCGUCUCCAUUCCCGAACGAGUCAUCCAAUUCCGCGUCGUCUGGGAAUCAGACAAGGGAGAACUGAACGUCAACCGCGGAUACAGAGUCCAAUUCAACUCGGCCCUCGGCCCAUACAAGGGCGGUCUCCGCUUCCAUCCCACCGUCAACCUCUCCAUCCUCAAGUUCUUGGGCUUCGAGCAGAUCUUCAAGAAUGCUUUGACUGGAUUGAACAUCGGUGGCGGUAAGGGAGGAUCAGACUUCGACCCAAAAGGCAAAUCAGACAAUGAGAUCCGCAAGUUCUGCGUGUCGUUCAUGCGGGAGCUGAGCAAGCACAUUGGUGCCGAUACCGAUGUCCCAGCUGGUGAUAUCGGUGUGGGUGGACGAGAGAUCGGAUACCUGUUUGGUGCUUACAAGGCUGAGAGGAAUCGAUGGGAGGGUAUCCUCACUGGAAAGGGUGGAAACUGGGGUGGAUCUUUGAUUAGACCUGAGGCUACUGGAUUUGGUCUCGUUUAUUACGUCAACCACAUGAUCGCCUUCACAGGCCAAGGAUCUUUCAAAGGCAAGACAGUCGCCAUCUCCGGCUCCGGCAACGUCGCCCAAUACGCAGCCCUGAAAGCCAUCGAGCUCGGCGCCACAGUCGUCUCCCUCUCCGACUCAAAGGGUGCUCUGAUCGCCGAAGAAGGCCACUCCGUAACACCCGAAGACAUCGAGAAGAUCGCUACCCUGAAGCUCAAGCGUCAAGCUCUGACCGAGUUCUCCCACCAAGGCAAAUACAAAUACAUCGACGGCGCACGACCCUGGACGCACGUUAAGGUCGAUAUUGCCCUGCCCUGCGCGACCCAGAAUGAGGUUAGCAAGGAAGAAGCAGAGGCGUUGGUUAAGAGCGGAGCGAGGUUCAUUGCUGAGGGUUCGAACAUGGGCUGCACUCAAGACGCAAUCGAUAUCUUCGAGGCCCACCGUCGCGAGAAGAAGGACGCCGCUAUCUGGUACGCACCAGGCAAAGCCGCCAACGCAGGUGGUGUGGCCGUUUCCGGACUCGAGAUGGCGCAGAACUCUGCGAGGCUCAAGUGGACUUCUGAGGAGGUUGACGAGAAGCUGAAGGGGAUCAUGGAGGCUGCGUUCAAGAACGGUCUUGAGACUGCGAAGAAGUUUGUGCCAACCAAGGAUGGGGAGUUCCCUAGCUUGGUGGCGGGUAGCAAUAUUGCUGGGUUCGUGAAGGUUGCGGCGGCUAUGCAUGAUCAUGGUGAUUGGUGGUAAAUGUUGCGCUGCCCUGGUGGCAUUGCGAGGUGUAUGGAUAGAUAGGGUGGCUUGGGUCGGAUACCUAGUUUAUGGGUUGCUUGCCGGAUGAAUAUUACGAUGAAUUUUCUGCUCUGCUUGGUUUUCCUUUCAUUUCUUAAUGUGCAUGUGGGAUUCGUAUUUGUUCAG